CUGGGCCGGGCUCGCAGGCGCGCACGGCGACUUGACCACCAUGCGCGGCGCCUUGUUCCAGGCGCUGGGCGUGGACGGCUCGGAGCACCCGCGCAUCAUCGGCGCGCUGCAGGCCGCCGACUUCGACACCAUCGUGAGGGCCGUGCAGGUUCGGGACCCAGGGGGCGGUGGCGGCGCUGGCGGACCUCCCCCAUUGCUCGAUCCCACUCCGGCACAGUUGUCCCAGGCUGGGCUAUUGGGGAGGGCAUGCAGAGUGACUGUGGGCACGCAGCCGUCAGCAGCCGCAGCAGCAGCGGCGCAGGCGGCAGCCCAGACGGCAGUGAAGAUGGCGGGCACUAUCAACCAGACCGACGACACAGAGGUCGACAUCUCAGACGAGCACGCCAUCAAGAUCGCGUACAAGAACUACCACGACAGGAUCGGAGCCUUCCCGCCAGCAGAGGAGGAGCUGAGCAAAGAGCAGCUGUCCACGCUGUGGGAGGCGUUCCGAUCAGGAGGCGCACCAUACACGGACAUGGCAGUAUGGGGACCGCACCAUCAUCGGAUUCAAAAGAAGAUCAGGCUCCGCGGCGUGAAGAUCGCUCCCACGGGCGAGGUCACGUCGAUCGAGCUCACCGGUCCUGCAGACUUCGAGGACUGGCGUGCCUGCUAUGCGGUAUUCAAAGUGGGCUGCAUCAUGUUUGAGCAGAUUACCCCAGCGCGACUGGACGCAUACGAGAAGCACCUACGUGGCUUUCACGAACGAUACGGAAGACAGUGCUGGGCUUUAAUAUACCAGGCAGACGUCAGAGCCAGGCUCGAGUUGUCAGAGCGACUACGCAGGAUCGGAAAGGACGAGAAAGAGAGCGCCGACGCGACCAGCACGUUCCACGACUUCGACCCCGCCAAACCAUGGGAGUGGGUAUGGUCAAAGUUGACGAGCGACGUGCAGUUCUGGCUACGAGAAGUACAAGAACCUGCAGUACUCGUGUUGGCUAGCACGGCGUCGCUGCACCAGAUGAUCGACCGCGACGCGCCGAUCAUGCAGGCACCGCCGCCGCCCUCCAACGCCGCGUCGCAGCGUCCGCCAGCUCUCCCGGGUGCACAGCAGCAACUCAAGAGGCAGAGGAGCGACGGAGGCGGAGGCGGCGGCGAUCCUCCAGGCGGCGGCGGCAGCGGCAACAACACGGGCAGGAUGCACAAAGUCGGUCCCGACGGUCUAUUCACGCACGACAGGAAGGGCAUUGAGUUAUGCAGAUCGUACCAGACGGGCGAGUGCACGGAACACGACGCCAGGAAUAACUGUUGCAGAAUCCCUCGCCUCAAGCACCAGUGCGGCAAGUGCCUCUCCAUCGACCACGGCGCCAACAACUGCGCGCUCAAGACGGAUUUGGGUGAGUGCAAAUCGGAUCCUGGAUUGAAGCGGCACUUGCACUCCAGCAAGGGCACUGGAAGACAAGUGAAGCUGAAGAUAGAUACCGAGACCACUCCAGAUAUCAUCAUCAUCGAUUCCGAGACCCAGACCUCCGAGUGCUACGACGCGAACAGCUAUGCCACGGACCUCGGCAAGCCACUGCCGAAGGACCUCGCGACGGGCCUCAAGUUCUUGUACAUGUUCAGCGGACCGACCGGGCGACAGGACGGCUUCGCGCAGGCAAUGCGAGACAUGGGCGGCGUAUGCGAGGAGUGGGGCAGCAUAAACGGCGACGAGCACGAUCUCACGAGCGAGGAGAACUGGCGAAGACUUAAGGCAUGUAAGAGCGAGUUCCACGGUAUCCUGAUGGGACGCGAUCGCUAUGGCCUCAAGCACCUGAAGCCAGAAGACCAGGACAAGGUCAAGAAGGGCACGCUGCUCGCGCUGAGGGCGGGCGACAUGCUCGCUAGCAGCCUCAAGGAUGGCGCGCCCAUCAUCAACGAGCAGCCACACUUCGACCCGGACGACCCCGAGGACACGAGCAUGUACAACCUGGACGAGUUCCAGGCGGUCCGGAUGGCAGAGGGGGUCAGCCUGCACGACCUAGUCCAGUGCGAGUACGGCGCUGAGGUGGAGAAGCGCAGCUCCAUCCUCGCGAUCAACGUGGACUUGAAGGACGCCUUCGGCAAGUGCAGGCACAAGCCCCAGUGGUGGAGGCGCCCCUCCACGGGCGAGUGGCACCUAGGGCCACAUUCGCCCCUCGUCGGCAAGGAGCGGAUGAUCCUCGCAGGCGAGUGGCGCAGGAGUAUGAUCCUGGACGACAUGCAGUACCACGCCAAGUUUAAGGACGCUCCCUUUCUCACGAGCUCGGCAAAGUCAUACCCAGCAGGCCUCAACAGGUACUUCGCGAUCAAGCUAGCCAUGCGAGCAAGGCAGAUCGCGAGCAACAUGCCCAAGACAUCCACGCUCGUCAGGGUAGGGUACUGGCAGAACGCACUGGUCAACCAGCCGUCUCCCAUCGGCACGCACCGCUCAGCCACCCAAGCAGGCAUUGAGGGGCGCCAGAGGGUGCCGGCCAGCACUGCUGGUACGCACUCCUCAGCACCACCUCGCCAGCAAUCGGGGGCCAGAGGGCACCGGCCUUUGGGAUGCGAAGACGGCUCGAUCAGGGACGAAGCGCAGUCGAGAGGCAGCAUCACGUUCAGCCAUUCACUCAGAGGCGAUCGCGUGGGCGAUGUCAAGUGCAGAGAAUGCGAGAACGAGCUAUACAUAGGGGGCAUGAGACACCCCAGGCAGAGCAUCGGCAAGAUGCAGGACUACGGGGCGAUCAGCGAGCAGCUCAGGUACACCAUCGAGCAGCACCUGAACGCCAACCCGCACAUUCAGAAGGUAUGCCUAGACGCCAUUGGUUCUGAGGCGGACGCCGCGGGACCAGAGGCGGACACGCUGGACGACCUAGCCACCGCCCUGGGCAGCCUGCUGGGAACGGAGGACACCAAGGGCGUGGCCAACGAUAAGUACGACACGCCCAUCCGAGCGGGCCUGUUAGCUGCUUGGGCCAGGCGAGCGAACGACAUCGACGGCGAGCAUGUCGAGGACUGGCUCAAGCACGGCGCCCCCGCAGGCAUCGAGGUGGACGCGGAGGACCUGGGCAUCUUCCCGAAGGUGGACACCGCCAUCGGGGAGCACGCGCUGGACACGCUAGACGAGCACGACGACGAGCCUGGGUUUCACAACUACUCGUCGGUAGACGGCGACCCGGAGGCAAAGCCAGAGAUCGACCGGCUGAAAACCUCGAGCUACGUGACCACCUUCAAGUCGUACAAGGAGGCUUGCGCGUGGCUGGGCGCAAAGCCCAACGUGUCCAAGCUAGGCAUGAUCACGAAAGUCAAGAACGGCAAGAUCAAGAGGCGGCUCAUCCUGGAUUGCAAGCAGUCCGGAGUCAACGCGACAGCACGGCAGAGGCAGAGGAUCGUACUCCCGCGGCUGUCCGACGUGAUUGACGACGCCCUCUACCUCUUGAGAGAGUGCCAGCACGAGCCCGAGCAGAACUUGGAGUGGCUAGUGCUGGACUUCACGGAUUGGUUCUACAACAUCCCGCUCAGGCACUGCGAGCGGAGGCAUUUCGUCGCCUACUACGGCGGCGAGUUCAUCAUUUUCCUCACUAUGGCCCAGGGCAGCGUGAACGCGCCACUGGUGUGCGGACGGGUUGCGGCACUAGUAGCACGCCUCACGCAGUCGAUGUUCUGGGCCACGGAGGUGCGGCACCACAUCUACGUCGACGAUCCGAUCAUCGCUGCGCGCGGCUUGCAGCAGCAGCGAGAUAGGUACUUCGCGAUCAUCAUCCUGGCGUGGCGCACCUUGGGCCUCAAGCUCGCCUUCAAGAAGGCAGAGCGAGGCCAGGAGGUGGACUGGAUCGGCGCCCACCUCACCUGCAAGACACUACCAGAGCCCGCGAUCGAGGUCACGGCCAAGCAGGACAUCGUGGACGAGGUGCGCCACAUGGUCACUGACAUGAGGAGCUCGAACGUGGCGCCGAUCAAGGACGUGCAGUCAUUGGUUGGCAAGGCCAACCACAUCGCGGGCAUGAUCGAGGCAUGGAGACCCUUCUUGCAGGAUAUGUGGAGCACGAUCGCGGCCCACAAGCGAGGCGAGACGAGCAACGCCCCGCGGCAGUGCAUCUGGACGAAGCAGAUCGCACAGGCACUCGAGUGGAUCCACGCGUUCCAGGCGGGCUCCCUCGGCACGCUCUCUCGAGUUUAUCGAGUUCGAGCGUACUUCGGCUACUGCAAGCGGGUCGCCAUCGUGACCGACGCGUCGCCCUGGGGCCUGGGAGGCUACCCCAUGAUCGAGGACGUCGCGAAGGCCUACUUCACGAGCCCCCUCACCCAGGCCGACGCGGACGUCUUGCGCGCCCCACUGGGGGAGGCGGCCGGACAGCAGAUCUGGGAGGCCCUCGCGAUGCUGGUAGCGCUCCGCGUGUGGAAGCAGGUCUGGCUGCAGCAGGGCAUCCGCCUCGCGGCGACGGCGGACAGCAUCUCCACGCUGACCCUGCUGCUCAACUUCCGGGCACGGACGGCGUCCUACAGCCUGGGGGUGAUCUGCCGCGAGAUGGCGCUAGAGUUCGGCGACUGCGCCUGCAAGCCCAAGGCCUACGUCCACCUUCCGGGCAUCGCCAACGACGUGGCCGACGAGCUCAGCAGGCGCGCGCAGCCUGGGCACCAGGCGCGGCACCCCAUCGCGCUGGAGGGCGCCACCGAGUUCCACGUGGCGCCGCGCGCGCUGAGCUUCUUCCGCGCCCUCCCGUCCGCUUCGCAGUUGCAGAGGACGGGGGCGGGAUAG
Molecule: messenger RNA, 4735 nt
Organism: Prorocentrum cordatum
Lineage: Eukaryota; Dinophyceae; Prorocentrales; Prorocentraceae
Source: the annotation of a GenBank genome assembly